Molecule: messenger RNA, 306 nt
Organism: Tetrapisispora phaffii CBS 4417
Lineage: Eukaryota; Fungi; Ascomycota; Saccharomycetes; Saccharomycetales; Saccharomycetaceae
Gene: MHF1
Product: Mhf1p
Exons: 1
Coding region: 1-306 (101 amino acids)
Biological process (GO): resolution of meiotic recombination intermediates; replication fork processing
Cellular component (GO): Fanconi anaemia nuclear complex; FANCM-MHF complex
Molecular function (GO): protein heterodimerization activity; chromatin binding
Source: RefSeq, a predicted model, not a curated record
AUGGAGAAUGGAGCAUCAACUGAUAAAGAUAAAGAAAGACUAAUAUCACAAUUAAAAGGUAAACUUUGGUACUGCAUUGAGAAACAAGUCAAGGAGGAGACACCCUUUGAUACUACUAUUUCUCCUAAAUAUAUAAAUGCUUUAGUUGAGCUAUGCUAUAUCCAAUUGGUUGAAGUAGGAAAGGAUCUAGAAUUGUUUGCUAAACACGCUAACAGGGAAGUAAUUACUGUUGACGAUCUAAUGUUAUUGUUAAGGAAACUUCCAAAUCUGCAAGAAUCACUAAUACUUAACAAAGAUAAUCGAUGA